AUGGAUGAGGAGUACGACGUGAUCGUGUUGGGGACGGGGCUCAAGGAGUGCAUCAUCAGCGGCCUCCUCUCCGUCGAUGGCCUCAAGGUUCUUCACAUGGAUAGGAAUGAUUACUAUGGUGGAGAAUCUUCAUCUCUGAAUCUGACUAAGCUCUGGAAGAGAUUCAAAGGCAAUGACAGCCCUCCUGAGCAUCUCGGUGUCAGCAAAGAAUACAAUGUUGACAUGGUACCCAAGUUCAUGAUGGCAAAUGGUGCGCUGGUUCGUGUUCUGAUCCACACAAGUGUGACAAAGUAUCUAAACUUCAAGGCUGUUGAUGGAAGUUUUGUGUACAAUAAUGGGAAGAUUCACAAAGUCCCUGCAACCGAUGUUGAAGCUUUGAAAUCUAACCUGAUGGGUCUAUUUGAGAAGCGCCGUGCUCGCAAGUUCUUCAUAUAUGUGCAGGAUUACGAGGAGGAUGACCCAAAAUCUCACGAGGGCCUGGAUUUGAACAAGGUCACCACCAAAGAAGUCAUCUCAAAAUAUGGAUUGGAGGAUGAUACAGUUGACUUUAUCGGGCAUGCAUUAGCGCUUCACCGGGAUGAUAGCUACCUGGAUGAGCCUGCAAUUGACACUGUCAAGAGAAUGAAGCUUUAUGCAGAAUCACUUACACGCUUUCAAGGAGGGUCCCCUUACAUCUACCCUCUAUAUGGGUUGGGAGAACUCCCCCAGGCUUUUGCCCGUCUGAGCGCUGUUUAUGGUGGCACGUACAUGCUGAACAAGCCAGAAUGCAAGGUUGAGUUUGAUGAAAGUGGAAAAGCAUAUGGAGUCACUUCUGAAGGGGAGACUGCAAAAUGCAAGAAGAUUGUUUGUGAUCCUUCAUAUUUGCCUGAAAAGGUGAAGAAGGUUGGAAGGGUGGCCCGUGCGAUAUGUAUUAUGAAGCAUCCAAUCCCCGACACCAAGGAUUCACACUCUGUGCAGAUCAUCCUCCCAAAGAAGCAGUUAAAGCGCAAAUCAGACAUUAUAUUAAUAUUAGAACAGAUCACAUAUAGAUGCCCCUUUUCAAAUAACUUGAAUUAUGGUGUUCCAUUGCAGGCAAGUUCAUUGCUUUCGUUUACUGAAGCUGAGACUGACAAGCCCGAGAUCGAGUUGAAGCCUGGGAUCGAUCUGCUUGGCCCUGUAGAGGAGACAUUCUUUGACAUCUAUGACAGAUAUGAACCCAUUAACAAUCCAGAGGAGGAUAGUUGUUUCUUGACAAAUAGCUACGACUCAACCACUCAUUUUGAGACAACGGUAAAGGAUGUACUCGCCUUGUACAACAAGAUCACUGGAAAGCUAACAAUUGAACAAACCUACACUGAUGCAAUGCAGGAGCUUGAUCUUUCAGUCGAUUUGAAUGCUGCUAGUGCUACUGAGCAAGAAGCUGCUUGA
Messenger RNA from Miscanthus lutarioriparius, 1407 nucleotides. NCBI's taxonomy places the organism in Eukaryota, Viridiplantae, Streptophyta, Magnoliopsida, Poales, Poaceae. The record is from the annotation of a GenBank genome assembly.